Nymphaea colorata (pocket water lily) is the source of this 2853-nucleotide messenger RNA. RefSeq names its product cyclic nucleotide-gated ion channel 18-like. Gene Ontology annotation, molecular function: protein binding; monoatomic ion channel activity. Gene Ontology annotation, cellular component: membrane. NCBI's taxonomy places the organism in Eukaryota, Viridiplantae, Streptophyta, Magnoliopsida, Nymphaeales, Nymphaeaceae. The record is from RefSeq and is a predicted model, not a curated record. The coding region runs from base 221 to 2380 and encodes 719 amino acids. Gene Ontology annotation, biological process: monoatomic ion transport; transmembrane transport. The transcript is spliced from 6 exons.
UCCGACAAAUUUGGAAAUAUGCAAGAGAGGAGACAGAGAGAGAGCCUCUCUAUCGGCUCCUUUCAUCGUGCCGAUUUCUCUGCGACGCCUCUCGAUCUCCUUCCUCUCCACCCUCCCAUGGCUACCUUCCUUCCCUUCCCCCUGAUGCUUCCCUCCUCAACAACCCUCAAGCUUCCCAGCCUCCAAGUACAUCUUCCCCCUCUUCCUCCCAUGGGAGGAGAUGAUCUCCAGGCCCUCCAAUUCCUCCCUCUCGGUCUCGACCUCCUCUGUUGCUGCAUUUUUGUCUAGCUUGUAUUCGUCAUCGCCGUUACUGCAGUCGCUCAUCGAUUUCUGCCCUUGGCGGAGAUGGGUGCUAGACCCACGCAGCGACGUAGUUCUCAUUUGGUACAAGUGCUUCCUUGUCUCCUGCCUCAUUGCUCUCUUCCUCGACCCUUUCUACUUCUUCCUCCCCACCGUCGACCCCGACGCCACCUGCCUCUCUAUCCACGUCAGGCUCCGGAUCACCGUCACCGUCCUCCGCUCCGUCACCGACCUGUUCUACGCACUGCACAUCCUCAACAAGUUUCGUACUGCGUUCGUUUCUCGGGAGACCCGGGUCUUUGGCAGCGGUGAUCUCGUCAUGGACCCGAAGAAGAUUGCCAGUCGCUACAUGAGGGCGGGGUUCGCCAUCGACCUGCUUGCCACGCUGCCGCUGCCUCAGAUCUUGAUCUGGUUGAUAAUUCCAGGACUUAAGAACUCAUCCGAUGUUCAUUCCAACAACAAGCUUGCUUUGAUUGUUCUAUUUCAAUAUGUGCCUAGAUUGUUCCUUAUCUUCCCGUUGAAUCAGCGGAUUGUUAAAUCUUCUGGAGUUGUUACAAAAACUGCUUGGGCAGGAGCAGCAUACAAUUUACUUCUCUAUAUGCUAGCCAGUCAUGUGCUUGGUGCUUCCUGGUAUCUCCUGUCAGUUGAGAGAUUAAGAACAUGCUGGAGACGUGAAUGCAGUAGGGAGAAUGGCAACCUCCACACACCACAGUGUGAUCCAUAUUUUUUAGAUUGCAGUAGUUUGGGCCAGUUAGAACGUCAAAUCUGGGUCAACGUUACCCAUGUGAUUGGAAAUUGUGCUGUUGAUAACAGUGGUAUUAACUUCAACUAUGGCAUGUUCGCUGAUGCAUUGACUAAUCAUGUUGUGUCUUCUUCAUUUAUUGAGAAAUACUUCUAUUGCCUUUGGUGGGGCUUGAGGAACUUAAGUUCUUAUGGUCAGAAUUUGUCAACAAGCACUUACAUGGGGGAGACAGUAUUUUGCAUCCUAAUAUGCAUAUUUGGCUUGGUUUUGUUUUCACAGUUGAUUGGAAAUAUGCAGACAUACUUGCAAUCUAUUACUGUGAGAAUUGAAGAAUGGCGUGUAAAGCAACGGGACACUGAAGAGUGGAUGAUACACCGUCAGCUGCCCCAGGAUUUGCAAGAACGUGUGAGGCGGUUUAUUCACUAUAAAUGGCUUACUACCAGGGGAGUUGAUGAAGAAGCCAUUUUGCAGUCAUUACCUUUGGACCUCCGUCGUGAAAUUCAGCGGCAUCUAUGUCUUGGCCUCGUUCGUCGUGUUCCCUUCUUUUCUCAGAUGGAUGACCAACUUCUGGAUGCCAUAUGUGAGCGCUUGGUGUCAUCAUUGAACAUAAAAAACACAUACAUUCUUCGCGAGGGGGACCCAGUCAAUGAGAUGCUUUUUAUAAUUAGAGGUAAACUUGAAAGCUCUACCACCAAUGGUGGCAGAAGUGGCUUUUUCAAUUCCAUUAUGCUUGGGCCUAGUGACUUUUGUGGUGAAGAGCUAUUGACAUGGGCGUUACUCCCAACCUCGAGUUUAAACUUGCCUUUAUCAACACGUACUGUCCGUGCAUUGGAUGAGGUUGAGGCCUUUGCAUUGCGAGCUGAUGAUUUGAAGUUUGUCGCCAAUCAGUUUAAACGUUUGCACAGCAAGAAGCUGCAACACACAUUUAGAUUUUACUCUCACCAAUGGAGGACAUGGGCUGCUUGCUUUAUACAAGCUGCAUGGCGGCGCCAUAAGAAGAGGAAGUUGGCAAGGGAUCUGGAAAUGCAUGAAAACUUGUUUUAUAUGUCUGAAGAUGCUAGCAGUUCAGAUGCACUGCUAAUUGAUGUAGCUGGUGGCGGCGGCUAUGAUGGUGGCUAUGGUGAAAUUGUUAUAGAUCCUUCAUUAGAAGGUUCUAACAACUUACCGCAUCUUGAUCUAGGUGCUACCAUAUUGGCUUCUAGGUUUGCUGCAAAUACAAGAAGAGGUGUCAACCAAAAGAUUAAGGGCACAGAUCACAUUGAAGAGAAAGUUCGGUUGCCAAAGAUUCUCAAACCUGAUGAACCUGAUUUCUCAUUAGACCUUCAAGAGGAGGAAUGAGGAAGGUAGUAUCUCUGACAAAGAAUGGCUUUCUGUUUAUGCAACUCUUGAGUAAAUUCAUAAGCUACCAACAAUUAUAUGAACAGGGAUCGGGAAUACAUCACCAUAGGGCAGAAAUCUUUCUUUUUUGUGACCGUAGCCCAAAUGCUUUGUGAAUAAGGUGAAAACAGAACAAAAGAGGAGACUGUCUUGAUUCAGUCACUCAAGCCCUAGUUUCUCUCGUGGAGAAGAGGUUGUGGUGGGUACAUGUUUCCUCCUUGGUGAGUUGAUGAACUGUGAAUACAUCCUCACUUAUUGUUUGUACUGAAAGGCUGUUAACUGGGAAGGUUGUGUUCCCAAAGAGCAGAUCCAUUUCUUUUGUUCAGAUUUUAACUGCCAUCUUUUUGUUCAGGUGUUGUAUAGCAUGCAGGAAUUUAACUUACUUGGAUUGACAUACUAAUUUGAAGUGCAAAUAGAUUGAGUUGUGAAUUUCA